This is a messenger RNA of [Torrubiella] hemipterigena, 1032 nucleotides long. The record is from the annotation of a GenBank genome assembly. NCBI's taxonomy places the organism in Eukaryota, Fungi, Ascomycota, Sordariomycetes, Hypocreales, Clavicipitaceae.
CCUCCGCUUUCUGCUUCUCCUCCUCCUCCGCACCAAACCACCACUUUGCAGAACGCCCCUCGUGCUACUCUAUUUCCGACUCCCAGCGUCCCCUCUUCGACCGAGCAAACAACUACAUUGCAUACACAACAACUGGCUUUCUUGCUUUCCCUACGAACACCAUGCCUCCCGCAAAGCUGUCGGCCAAGGACGACAAGGCCGACGGCUCCAAAGCGGCCACGGGGUCGGCCAAGAUGCGUCGCAAUGCUUCACAACCUGGUUCUGCGCAAGGCCGUGAACCUGCGCCGGCUCCGACAUCAGCACCUUCGCAGCCCGUACCUGAAGCUCCGGCUCCUGCACUCAAUUGGUCUACCUUCGAACGAGACGUCCUCCACGCGUACCGCCGAGAACAUAAACUCAACACUCCCGCUUCCUUCUCGAGUACAUUUCACAACUGCGUGCUGUCAUCGCCCCGAGGCAUUGGCAAGUACUCCCCAACCAUGCUUCGCCGAGGGGCGGCCAAGCGCCAGGUCAAAGACCAGCUUGCCCUUGCGACGCGAAAACACUUCAACGCCGUUGGCAUUCAGGAAAACGACGUAAUAGUCGAUUUUAUAUGCAAACUACGCAAUGACAAGGCAGUACCGCUCCUUGCUGCUGCGAGCCACGACGCGCCGUUAGUCGAAUAGUUUUUUUGCUGUCCCACUAGCCGGUCACGCGGCGAACAACCUCGAACGAUUGUAUAUACCCCCCUCUACAUGCAUGAUACACGGAAUGGAGUUUUGGUAAAACGAACGGAUAUCCUAUUUAUAUUUUUUGAUUCUUUUAUUUUCUUUUAUUUUAUGGCUUGUUGCACAUACAUGCUUGUUUGCCGAGAGAAUACUGGCAGACACUGCGAACGGCGCUAGAGCUAGCUACCUAGCCUUGGAGGAUGUCUUUUUUAGAAACAGAUGUAGCAUUGAGGACUCUCCGCUGGCUAUAAAACAUAAUUUUGAAUCCAAUUUAACCCAAAAGCAAUGUAGCCAACAGGCGAAUUUUAAACAAUGCGAUCCUAAC